Molecule: messenger RNA, 1070 nt
Organism: Drosophila sechellia
Lineage: Eukaryota; Metazoa; Arthropoda; Insecta; Diptera; Drosophilidae
Gene: DJ-1alpha
Product: class I glutamine amidotransferase-like superfamily protein dj-1alpha
Exons: 3
Coding region: 339-992 (217 amino acids)
Biological process (GO): response to oxidative stress; glycolate biosynthetic process; glyoxal metabolic process
Cellular component (GO): cytoplasm; mitochondrion; nucleus
Source: RefSeq, a predicted model, not a curated record
UUAAUGAAAGUUUAUGAUCUUUUCGAUAUAAUUCUGUCAAGCUGUCUAACAAUUAGUUUUAAGCGCUUCAAUACAAGAUACCAUCAAACAAAAAUCAACAAACUCAAUUAAGUUAAAGAAAACACAAUUAUAUAUAACAAAUCGUAUAUGUUUUAUACAAAUUGUAAUUAUUUUUAUCGAUUUCGAUUUGAUUUUAAAAACCCACGAUAUGUACCCAUCCCUUGUAAAACAAAAACGAUUUUAGUUUGCGUUUAAAGUAAGAAAACAGCAUAUACAAUUCAUUUUUGUUCAAUAAAAAUAUAUUUAACUAAACACUCGUCUUGCCUUUUGAGUCUAGGAUGAUUUCAGUUUUGAGGAAAUCAUUCCCAAAUGUGGUCACCCAAGCUAAUCGCGUGGUCAGGUGCAAAUCCAAGCAGGAUAAAUGUGCCAAAAACGCUCUGAUUAUCCUGGCCCCGGGAGCGGAGGAAAUGGAAUUUACCAUAUCCGCCGAUGUCCUACGAAGAGGAAAGAUCCAUGUUACCGUGGCUGGUUUGCAUGGUUGUGAACCGGUCAAGUGCUCCCGAUCUGUGCUCAUCGUGCCGGAUACUUCCCUGGAAGAGGCCGUGACCAGGGGUGACUACGACGUGGUGGUCCUGCCUGGCGGAUUAGCUGGGAACAAGGCGUUGAUGAACUCGUCCGCCGUUGGCGAAGUGCUGCGUUGCCAGGAGUCAAAGGGCGGCUUGAUUGCCGCCAUUUGUGCAGCUCCCACUGCGCUGGCCAAGCACGGAAUCGGAAAGGGGAAGUCCAUCACAUCGCAUCCGGAUAUGAAGCCCCAGCUGAAGGAACUUUAUUGUUAUAUAGACGACAAGACUGUAGUCCAGGAUGGCAACAUAAUUACUAGUCGUGGUCCUGGGACCACUUUUGACUUCGCCUUGAAGAUUACCGAGCAACUGGUUGGAGCCGAAGUUGCCAAGGAGGUGGCCAAGGCAAUGCUCUGGACUUAUAAACCAUAACGGGAAACCAACAAACUUAUAAACCAUUCAAGGAAAGCUGAUCAUAAAUUACAUAGAAAUAAAAAUAUGGAACAUUAA